GACUCGAAGGCGCGUCGUUACCGAGAUCCACUGCACCUGCUUGCAACCUGCUGCCACACAGGACGGAAACCCUCCUGCAUGUCCACAGGUUCAACCAUGGACCACACGUUACUACCUCGGUCCAUCUGGACCAGUGACAGUAAAUUCCUGCAGCAUCCCGCGGAUCUCUACACCAGUGUGAUUGUUACGCGCAGCAUCCCUAGAGGCACGUCCUUUGGUCCUUGUGUACUCCAAAAUACCUUCUACGACACCAUUGCCUUCAUAGCGCAGAAGUCCUGCGACAAACGAACAAAGUCCUACGUAUUUCGGGUAGACCCUGAGGCUAUGCGCAAUUCUGCGCUGGUGCUGUCCUGGCUGCGGCUGGUUCAGGCUGCGCGUAACGGAGAGGAGCAGAACACCGAGGCCUUUCUGAAAGCGGGUCAACUGUACGUGCGCACCACCCGGGACAUCCGGCAGGAGGAAGAGCUGCUGGUGUGGUACGACCAGGAACUGUCUCACCUGCUGGGAUUCACAGACAUGACAACUAGAGGACCAACUGAGGACUUAAAAUGUGGAAAAUGUAAUCAGGUCUUCAAGAAUGAAUAUCCUUUCCUGGCGCACUGCCGAUUCCUGUGUGCCCAAGUAAAGAGUGACACCUGGAGCCGAGAGGCUUACGAGCACAAACACAUGGAAAUUAAGAGGCAACAUCGAGUGACAGAUUUCCAUAACAUCGCCAGAGAUUUGGAACAUAAAAAAACUGGCAUUAAUGAGGAUGCCGAGAUUUCCUCUAAGAAAAGGAAAUACGAGGAAACAUUUUUUCCCAAAGGACGGAAAUCAGUUCUCCUAGAGAAAACUAACAUCUCAAAUGACAGUAUCACUCAACUAACCAGGGACUACCACCAAGCCGCACUCAAUACAUCUGCCUCUACUCUGAAACUGACAGCUGAUAAGCUCAAACUGGACCAUUUAGGAUGUAAGAACGACGCUCCUGCUGAAGUCGGGGAGACCAAAGGGAAUUUUACGCACGACAAAGACGUGGACGUACAGUCGGAGAGGGGAAGGAGCUCUGGUGUGCAUUCAAGUAGCAGCAGUGCAUUUUCUCUGGUUCUGUCAAAUAGUCAAGGGGAGCAGAAAAGCGCUUUCUGUAAACCGAGCAAAAGAACUUCUCCCCCUGAGCCUCCGGUGCAUCUAACAAGCGUGCCAACAGCUCCCUCUAGCCGCCUAGAGGACAUGACAGAUGUUUUCACCUCCAGGACUGUCAUGGGAUACGGCAACCUGAUGGCAUCCAACAUCUUGACUGGCGAGUUACAGAGCGCACAGGCUGUGCCCUCGCAGGUUGCCAUUAGCAGUGCUUUCCAUUACGCACCAGAGCACUGGUCGAGGAACAUAGGCGCUCAGCUUCAGACCACAUCCUCUCUCACUAUCCUUCCGCCGACCUUCACCUCGUUCGGAGUGUCAGUGCAGAACUGGUGUGCCAAAUGUAACCUCUCGUUCCGGAUGACCUCUGACCUCGUUUUCCACAUGCGCUCCCACCACAAGAAAGAGUUUGCGGCGGAGUCCCAGGUGAGGAGAAGGAGGGAAGAGAAACUCACCUGCCCAAUCUGCCACGAAUACUUUCGAGAGCGGCACCACCUGUCCAGACACAUGACUUCUCAUAACUGAAUCUAUAAAGGACAAAACUCUAUUUAUUUCCUAAAUGAUGCGUAGAGUGUCUACAUUUAACUGCUUUAGAUUCCAGAUUCAUGGUAAGACUUUGUUGAAUGUAGGUAGCUGUACAGAAAAUAGGAGUUUGCGCACCCUGGGCGCAGUGGACACAUGGCCAUCAGAGCCUGUCCACUAGAUGACGAUAGAGGUACGUGUAAAUUGACUGUACCACAAGUUGACUGUAUGUCGUGUAGUCUUGUUUGUGAGCUUGAUGAUUAAAUUAUGUGUGAACUGUGCCUUAUGAAACUCAGGAUGGGAUCGAGAGAGAGAGAGAGAGAGGUCUGGAGGACAGCUCAUGAUUGUCAUAAACAUCUCGACGCUAUUCUUUUAUUUAUCAGCUUACUC
Myripristis murdjan (pinecone soldierfish) is the source of this 2028-nucleotide messenger RNA. RefSeq names its product zinc finger protein 488 (gene znf488). The record is from RefSeq and is a predicted model, not a curated record. Gene Ontology annotation, biological process: oligodendrocyte development; regulation of DNA-templated transcription. Gene Ontology annotation, molecular function: protein binding. Gene Ontology annotation, cellular component: nucleus. The transcript is spliced from 4 exons. NCBI's taxonomy places the organism in Eukaryota, Metazoa, Chordata, Actinopteri, Holocentriformes, Holocentridae. Bases 79 to 1641 code for a protein of 520 amino acids.